Gambusia affinis (western mosquitofish) is the source of this 1989-nucleotide messenger RNA. It is a transcript of the gene ddx28, whose product is annotated as DEAD (Asp-Glu-Ala-Asp) box polypeptide 28. Gene Ontology annotation, biological process: mitochondrial large ribosomal subunit assembly. NCBI's taxonomy places the organism in Eukaryota, Metazoa, Chordata, Actinopteri, Cyprinodontiformes, Poeciliidae. The record is from RefSeq and is a predicted model, not a curated record. Gene Ontology annotation, molecular function: nucleic acid binding; ATP binding; RNA helicase activity. The transcript has a single exon. Gene Ontology annotation, cellular component: mitochondrion. Bases 229 to 1914 code for a protein of 561 amino acids.
UGUUUCGAUAACGUCAUCAAACACCGACACUGACGUCAUCAGUGCUUACCAAGGCAGCAUGGCGUUCCUCGGUAACUAGAAUGCUAAUAGCGCAACGGUGUUUUUAAAGACUUAUGAAGGCUUUUCGCCGAUCAUCAGCGCAUCUAACUGGCUUACCAUCUUCAGGUUUGUGGUUUCUUUCUUGACAAGUUACAGCUGGAUGAUUGCGGGACGUAGUCCGGCCUCAUAAUGCAGACUGUGAAGGUCGCCCGGGUUGCCUCAGCAGCAUUAAAAGCCCUCGGAUCAGGCAGGCUGUUCCGCUCUGAGCGCCUCACGGCGUCUUUAAGCCAUCCUUUCUCAGUGACACAGACUCAUUUUUGUCCAACCGAGCCGAACCAAGAGGACACGGUGAUCAUCCGCGUCCCACGCUACUUGCUAAAGCGCGUGGAAACUGUGAAGCAAGCCCGAGGCAAACCCAAGAUCAGCACAGUCAAAGCGGGCAAGUUGCUGAUCCAGAGCAGGAACCCUUCUCUGAACCAGUCUGCCGGGUUCACCGCGGGGAAGUUCGAGCAGCCCGUCCUCUGCUCCAAGGGAUGGAAACACAGUAAGUCAUUUGGUGACUACUUCACCAUCAACAACAUCAAAGAAGUGGCUCCUUUUAUUGCAUCCAGCCAGAGUGGGGACACCGAGCAGAAACCACUCACAACCUUUCAGGAUCUUCACAUCUGCAAGGAGCUGGUUGAAACUUUGGAGAGAGUCAAGAUCACGCACCCCACUAUUGUUCAGCUUCAGACCAUCCCAAAGGUCAUGAGAGGUCACAACAUCCUGUGUGCUGCAGAGACAGGGAGUGGGAAGACCCUGAGCUACCUACUGCCUGUUGUUCACAGCCUGCAGGCAAACACACAAGACCAAACGACGGACAAGAUCCGAGCUGUGGUUGUGGUUCCGUCCAGGGAGCUGGCUGAGCAGGUGGCGGCUGUGUCCAGGACUCUGUGUGCGCCAUUGGGUUUGCGAACUAGUUCUGUGGGUGGAGGGCGAGGUGUUGGUCACAUCAAGACAGUCUUUAGAAGGAAUCAUCCAGAUAUCUUGGUGGCCACACCAGGUGGCCUGGUUAAAGGCCUGCGUAGAAACUGCUUGGAUUUGAACGAGCUGAACUUCUUGGUGGUGGAUGAGGCCGACACCAUGUUUGACGCCAGCUUCUCUGAUUUACUUUCGGAAAUUUUAUCUCAUACAAACAUUGCGAGCAAUCCCAAGGAGACACGAGGCCUGGGCCAUAAAACCCAGCUGCUCCUGAUCGGAGCGACCUUCCCAGAUGGGGUCGGAGAAGUUCUCAGCAAGGUGACAGACCUGGGCAAAAUUGUUACAAUUAAGAGCAAGAUGCUGCACUAUCUCAUGCCCCACGUCAAGCAAACCUUCCUGAAGGUAAAGGGUGCCGACAAAGUCCUGGAGCUCUACCAAUACCUAAAUAAGCUCCAGCAUGAGAAAGGAGGAGGUGCUGCUCUAGUGUUCUGCAACAAGUCCUCCACUGUGAACUGGCUGGGCUACUCAUUGGAGGAGAUGAAGGUCCAGCACGCUCGCCUGCAGGGGGAGAUGCCUGCUGUGGUGCGGACGGGAAUCUUUCACUCCUUCCAGAAGGGCGCUGUGAAUGUCUUAAUAUGCACGGACAUAGCUUCGCGUGGCUUGGACACUUCCGGGGUGCGCUUGGUUGUCAACUACGACUUCCCUGAGUCCCACACGGACUACAUCCACCGAGCAGGGAGAGUGGGGAGAGCAGGAGGGAUGGAGGACGGGGAGGUGCUCAGCUUCGUCACGCACCCCUGGGACGUGGAGCUGGUGCAGAACAUCGAGACAGCAGCUCGAAGAAAGACCAGUUUGCCGGGGUUGAAAUCUGAGAUCCAGGAGCCGAAAGUAAAUGAUUCACAUGUUGGGAGAUAAUUAAUGUAACCAGAGAAACUGAUUGUGUAACACAUGAAUGAUGAAUAAAAUGUUGUAUUACUGGUUUAUCCAUCA